Molecule: messenger RNA, 2831 nt
Organism: Coregonus sp. 'balchen'
Lineage: Eukaryota; Metazoa; Chordata; Actinopteri; Salmoniformes; Salmonidae
Source: the annotation of a GenBank genome assembly
AUGGAUGAUGAUCUAAAGCCUCUGGAUUUCAUAAAGGACUUUCAAGAGUACCUGACACAGCAAACACACCAUGUCAACAUGAUCUCCGGCUCCGUCGGUGGGGAGAUAGAGCCUGACCACCUCCAAGCUGGUGAGACCCGUUAUGAACACAUCAAAGAAGUUUACUUGACUUUAUGAUGCGUCUUUUCAAAUGUCCAAAAUAGGCCAUAUCCCUAAUUUCCCUAAGCAUUCGGGAAAUUAAACCAGUGGAACAGGGACCAGCGCUACGGGGAAUAGCCUAAUAGGUCUGUUUUCAUGUUUUUGUAAUGUUUUAAAAAAAAUUGUUUGUCAUCCAAAACCCGUAGAAAUAUGGCCGUGUGGGAACCUAACCCGUAGUCUGUCACCAUAGCAACACCCACCCGUAGUCUGCGCUCCAGCAGGUAUAUCUCACUGGUCAUCCCUAAAGCCAACACCUCCUUUGGCCGCCAUUCCUUCCAGUUCUCUGCUGCCAAUGAGCUUACCGAUCACUGCACCUGUACACAGCCUUUCUGAAAUUAGCCCACCCAACUACCUCAUCCCCAUAUUGUUAUUUAUUUUGCUCAUUUGCACCCCAGUAUCUCUAUUUGCACAUCUAUCAUUCCAGUGUUAAUACGAAAUUGUAACUAUUUUGCACUAUGGCCUAUUUAUUGCCUUACCUCCAUAACUUACUACAUUCGCACACACUGUAUAUAUAUUUUCUGUUGUAUUUUUUGACUUUAUGUUUUGUUUUACCCCAUAUGUAACUCUGUGUUGUUGUUUUUAUCGCACUGCUUUGCUUUAUCUUGGCCAGGUCGCAGUUGUAAAUGAGAACUUGUUCUCAACUGGCUUCUUACCUGGUUAAAUAAAGGUGAAAUAAAUAAUAAUAAAAAAAAUAAAAAGGGGUCCUCUGGAGGAGCAAGAAGUGGUUUUGCUGUUAAGAUACCAUAUUGUGGAGAUAUUUACUUAACAAAGAUGGCCUAAUGCAUCUCAAGUGAUCUAAUGCAUCUCAAGCACCAGACAUAAACUGGACUGACACUAAUGGAUUCUGACUAGAUUGUCUGCCAGAAUCAAUUUUUCACCAGGAAAUUGAUCAGUGUGUCAAUGUAAAGUGUGAUUUUACAAAUCAUGCUUCCGGAUAAGUUGUAGAUGUGAUUUGAGCUACAGACCUAGGCUUUUUGUGUGAGGUUGGGUAUUGUUACAGGAAUCAAUUUCCGGUGAAAAAGGGUACUAUAAAGUAUCUAUUCAAUUCAAUUCUAUGUCUUGUCGGCUCCUCUCCUCUCCCAGUGGCAGCAGCUAUCCCGGAGAUUGAUCAUCAGAAUGGGUCAGUGGAAGUCUCUCUGGACGACCGCUCCGGGCUGCUGGUGGACGGCUUCCAGAGGACCUACGACGGCAAGCUCAAGUGUAGCUACUGCAGCUACGCCAGUAAAGGCACCGCUCGCCUGAUAGAGCACAUCAGAAUUCACACAGGUAAAAUUUACCAUCCUCGUCUGGCAUUUGCCCAAAAUGCCAGAUGGUCAGUCUAACCCCUGCACGGGUCCAUAUAGUUAGGAUCUUAUCUUUUUACGUGUGUUUUAUAAUAAUAAAUAAUAAUAAUAUGCCAUUUAGCAGACACUUUUAUCCAAAGCCACUUACAGUCAUGCGUGCAUACAUUUUUUGUGUAUGGGUGGUCCCGGGGAUCGAACCCACUACUUUGGCGUUACAAGCGCCGUGCUCUACCAGCUGAGCUACAGAGGACCACUUUAUAUUGUGUGACAUAACAUUUAAUGUACGUUGGAUAUGUACCGAGACGUUCAAAUAAACCCCUCUUGGUUGAUUUAACAGGAGAGAAGCCUCACCACUGCCAGCUGUGCCCCUUCGCCUCUGCCUACGAGCGCCACCUUGAGGCCCACAUGCGCUCCCACACUGGAGAGAAGCCCUACAAGUGUGACCUCUGCUCCUUCCGCUGCAGCGACCGCAGUAACCUGUCCCACCACCGACGGCGCCGCCACAAGCUUUUACCCACGAAGGGGUCGGGGCUGCCCUCCUCCCUCUCCGACGACAAGAAGAAGAUGCUGAGCGUCCUACAGAAGAACAGUGGGCUGGGAGGCUACAGCAGACGCCUCCUCAUCGACUUCAGCCCUCCCUCCAUGGUUGUGGGGAAACCAGACUACCUGAACCAUGAGGUGUCUGAGAGCAUGGAGAAGAACCAUGGGACUGGAGGAGGAGGAGGAGGAGGCGGGGCCAGCAGGGAUGUCCACAGUGACAUGAUGGUGGUCAGCAAUCCACUGAACCAGCUGUCUACGCUGGCAGGUCAGUUGUCCGACCUCCCCCAAGAGGACCAGACCCCUGUGUCUCCUGACAGACUGUCCUGUCACGACGUCAAGCCUUUCCUCAUCCAGCAGGAAUCUGGUGCACCGAUUGCAGUAUCGGUGUCUUUGUCCACCAGUCAAAGUGGUGCCCACCACCACUACCACCACCACCACCACCAUACCUCCUCCCCAACCAGCCCCGAGGACCUCCAGCCCCCUGCAGGCCAUAGCAGGAACUACAGCCCCAGCCCUGUGGACCCAGAACCCAGCAGUGAGCACAGUACACACACACGCACCAGCUCAGCUAGCAUUAGUAACAGCCAGCCCAGUACCCCUGCCCUGCCCGGUAGCACACAGGACCCAGACCCACAGAUGCUGCACAGCUGCCAGCACUGCGACACCUACUUCUCGGACAACAUCAUGUAUACCAUUCACAUGGGUUGCCACGGCUACGAGAACCCCUUCCAGUGCAAUAUCUGCGGCUGCAAGUGCAGGAACAAGUAUGACUUUGCCUGCCACUUUGCUCGCGGGCAGCACAAGCAUUGA